This is a messenger RNA of Staurois parvus, 207 nucleotides long. The record is from the annotation of a GenBank genome assembly. NCBI's taxonomy places the organism in Eukaryota, Metazoa, Chordata, Amphibia, Anura, Ranidae.
CAGGUAACUAGUGAGAAGCUCUGCCUGGCUCAGCAAGAACUUCAGUUUCAAGCUUCCACUUAUUUUUGCCUUCUCCAAAGUGUCAGGAAUCAACUUAUCUUCCAUGAGGAAUUUCAUGCUAAAGGAGAGCGUUCCCCUGAGGAAGUUGCUGGACUUGUCGGUCUCAAGUUGCCACAGCAACCUGGUGGAAAGGGCUGGGAAACCUAA